UACAGAAAAAAUAUGACUUUUUCAGCGCUGCUUUUUGGUAAGAAGUGAAGAGGACCUAUAUUUCAUUCUAUCCGCUAAUUCAAUGAAAGCAUCGGUAUGCGCUUUUGGAGAAAGACGCCGUUGGGUCUUAUAUGAAUUAGCCUACUGGUUUUUGACAAGGAUUCUCUUGGAAACAUCGGUGUGAUUAAAUUGACCCCAUCCCCCACCCCCAAUUGUUUUUCUACAUUCGCAAAUGCCUAACGCGGCAAAUCAUUCCCGGGGCCAUAAUGAUAAUUAAAGGAAAUAAGCGUCUUGAAAUUCGCACUGGUCUGUGAGAUACUGGAUAAAAGAAUAAGAAAAAAGUUCCAUCCUAAACGACGACGACAGAAUGAACCAGUCUGGGUGCUUUACUUUUGCUUUCUGGCGAAGGACGGCAAGGGGAACGUGGAGAGAGCGGUCAGUUUCAGCAGUAAGUGGUUACUGUUGAAGGAGGUGCUGUAAGUGGUUGCGAGGCUGUGCAUAAAACCAUAAUACAUAUCAUUAAUCAGCGUUAUUAAAGAAUGGGACACCAACGCCAAUCAGGAUCUGAUUUUAUUUAUAUGUAGUGCCAAGAAAAGUGCUGGCUUCUGUCGCAAUGAUGGACAAAUCGGUGUCCGGUUAAUACGGUAUGCAUUUGUACUGCAUCACAAAGUGGCGCGUGUCAGUUUGAUAUUUCAUCGUAUGGAGAAAGUACACAGGACAGCAUAUGGAUGCGCAUGUUUCAGAUUUCAGACUUGGUGAAGGAUCUAGCGAUUUUGGCUUCGAGGUGUAGCCUGAAGUCUGCGUGGCGAAAAACUGUGCGCAUGAAAAUUGCAGAUGGAGUUUCGUCGCGUUUGUCGUGGGGAAGGAGUCCAAGAGUGCGCUCCCUGCUUUUAACUGAUAGAAAAUUUCGAGAAAACGACAGAGAAACUAUCACUGCUGUGCACUUAAAGGGCGUCUGUAGUCUAUUAUAAGGAUGUGAUAGUGAGCCACCAGGUGAAACUGAGUGUGAAGAUGUCCAGAGACUGCUGGCACUGUGGAUAAUUUGGCAGCUUUCCCAUUACAACGCACCCCAAAGAUUGGACAGCCAUCCUAUGAAUUAUGAAUGUUGAACAAGAUGACCUUCUUCCCACAGCAGCAGAUGAUGAGAGGUCCUAGGUGGAACCGGGCCUUGUCCGACCCAUUGUUUAUACUGUUGUUGGCCUUGCAAUUGCUAGUGGUUGCUGGCUUGGUGAGAGCCCAGACUUGUCCAUCCGUCUGCUCUUGCAGUAAUCAGUUCAGUAAGGUUAUCUGUACACGCCGUGGCCUGAGAGAUGUACCAGAUGGUAUCUCGACAAACACGAGGUACCUAAACCUACAAGAAAAUUUAAUCCAGGUGAUCAAGGUAGACAGCUUCAAGCACCUACGGCACCUGGAAAUCCUGCAGCUCAGCAAGAACCAUAUUCGUAGCAUUGAGAUUGGAGCAUUUAAUGGGUUGGCCAGCUUAAAUACACUGGAACUCUUUGAUAACAGGUUAACUACUAUACCUAAUGGAGCAUUUGAGUAUCUGUCAAAGUUAAAGGAGUUAUGGCUGCGUAAUAAUCCAAUUGAGAGCAUACCAUCCUAUGCCUUCAACCGGGUGCCCUCACUGAGAAGGCUAGAUUUGGGUGAGUUGAAAAGGCUUUCAUAUAUUUCAGAAGGUGCUUUUGAAGGCCUAAAUAACCUGCGUUACCUGAACCUUGGCAUGUGUAAUCUAAAGGAGAUCCCUAAUCUCACACCUCUGGUACGCUUAGAUGAGCUGGAGAUGUCAGGAAAUCAGCUCUCAGUUAUACGACCAGGUUCUUUCAAAGGCCUUGUCCACUUGCAGAAACUGUGGAUGAUGCACGCUCAGAUCCAAACAAUUGAAAGGAAUGCCUUUGAUGAUCUUCAGUCACUUGUGGAACUGAAUUUGGCUCAUAAUAACCUUACCCUGCUCCCUCAUGACCUCUUCACACCGCUACACCAUUUGGAGAGGGUGCACUUGCACCACAACCCAUGGAAUUGUGACUGUGACAUUCUCUGGCUUAGCUGGUGGUUAAAGGAAGUAGUACCAGCCAAUACCAGCUGUUGCGCUCGCUGCAGUACCCCUGCUACCCACAAGGGACGGUACAUUGGUGAGUUGGAUCAAAACUAUUUCCACUGUUAUGCACCUGUCAUUGUGGAGCCACCUGCUGAUUUGAACGUGACAGAGGGAAUGGCAGCAGAACUAAAAUGCCGAGCAAGUUCACUGACAUCAGUCAGUUGGAUUACCCCCAAUGGGUCUAUCAUGACGCAUGGCGCAUACAAGGUGCGCAUUUCUGUGCUGAAUGAUGGGACAUUAAAUUUUACAAAUGUCACAAUGCAGGACACAGGGACAUAUACAUGUAUGGUUAGCAACUCGGCAGGCAACACCACUGCCUCUGCUACACUAAAUGUAUCCUCAACAGAGAACAGCACUUUUAGCUACUUUACCACAGUGACCGUAGAGACAAUUGAGCCAUCAAAUGAUGAAGGGAACAACAUAGUACACCAGAAAGUAGGUCCGACUACUUCUUCUGGAGUGUGGGAGACAUCUUCUGCACUGUCAUCAACCAUGACAACCCAAACGCAAGUCUCCACCAAGGCCACAGAAAAAACAUACACUAUCCCAGUCACAGCACUGGGAGAUGGCUCCCUCAACACCCUAGAUGAGGUGAUGAAGACCACUAAGAUAAUCAUUGGCUGCUUUGUGGCCAUCACACUAAUGGCUGCAGUUAUGCUGAUCAUCUUCUACAAAAUGCGCAAACAGCAUCACCAGCAGAAUCACCAUGCACCAACACGAACCAUUGAGAUCAUCAAUGUUGAUGAGGACUGCAUGGCUACUGGACCAACCUUGGAGGGUCAACUGACCCUGGCACGUCUUGAGCAUGAGCAUCUUAAUCACUAUAAUACUUACAAGACAGCAUACAAUCAUGCAUCUACCAUCAACUCUAUACACAGCUCUGCACACGAACCUUUGCUUAUUCGGGCCAGCUCAAAAGACAAUGUACAAGAAACCCAGAUCUGA
Ictalurus furcatus (blue catfish) is the source of this 3040-nucleotide messenger RNA. It is a transcript of the gene lrrc4ca, whose product is annotated as leucine rich repeat containing 4C, genome duplicate a. The transcript is spliced from 4 exons. Gene Ontology annotation, cellular component: glutamatergic synapse; plasma membrane; postsynaptic density membrane. Gene Ontology annotation, molecular function: cell-cell adhesion mediator activity. NCBI's taxonomy places the organism in Eukaryota, Metazoa, Chordata, Actinopteri, Siluriformes, Ictaluridae. The record is from RefSeq and is a predicted model, not a curated record. Gene Ontology annotation, biological process: synaptic membrane adhesion; modulation of chemical synaptic transmission; regulation of axonogenesis. The coding region runs from base 1103 to 3040 and encodes 645 amino acids.